Ostertagia ostertagi is the source of this 3162-nucleotide messenger RNA. NCBI's taxonomy places the organism in Eukaryota, Metazoa, Nematoda, Chromadorea, Rhabditida, Trichostrongylidae. The record is from the annotation of a GenBank genome assembly.
AUGGCCACAAGAAGACGGACACUUUGUGAAGAGGGUUCUACACUGUGGGCAGCUCACGAGAGAACGUGCUUACUGAUUUCCGUUUCUACGACUUUGAUGAAAGAACAGCAAGCUUCGUCAAAACGUCGUCUGCUGGCAAUCCUUCAUAUGUUACUGACAAAAUUCAAGUCUCGCGUUCGGAUCAGGAAUGGCUUUCAAGCAGGAUCAAAAGUCACGUUGUUUUCGCUCCAACUGAAGACACCCGCAGCAUGCUCUCGCUGGGAAGGCUUGCUACUCUACUUCCUGGUCAAACUCAUUUCUAUGUUCUUCCUCCCGACUCCGCUCGACGACUGCACUUCUGCGUCCUAUUGCGACUCCACUUGGGUGCUGGCGCUUCCUUCUCCCGGAGAACGUAACUACUGUACUCAAGAAAACGUCAGGCUGCACCUAUCGCGAGUAGAAGUAUCUCACACGACGCAGCAGCCUAGUGUGGACGAAGUGAGCCCCAUGGAUGCAAGUUCGUACAGUGAUUCGCAAGAUGAGCUCAGAGAGCGACCCGGAGGUUAUGCGGAGCCAUUGGAUGCAAGCGUCGAAGGAGGAAACGUUGAUCACCCUGAAGUGAGAGACCAAUGCCAUUCUCAGGUUACAGAACUAAAACUCACGAUCAAAGCUUUGAAUAAAAAAGUUGAAGAUAUGAAGGAGGAGCUCCAGCGACUAGUUGAAGAAAUGAAGGAGAAAAACAACUUUUUCAAAAAAGCGUUUCAGCUAACAGGAGAAAGUGAGAGGAGGAGAUAUGGACUGUUUAGAAGCAAAGAGGAUCUGGAAGAAUUGAAGCAAAAUCUCCACUACUUAAGCGUCUGUCGUGUGUCUAGGUCUCAGAUCUCGACGUUGGCAAAACUUCCGUGGUUGUCGUACUAUAGAAAUUCCACCAAGCCUUACGCCGAUUUCCUCCGCUGCAACCUUUGCAACAGGGAAACUGUUAUACAGGAAUAUGACCCGGACCCAGGUCAUGCUAAAUGUGAGCAAUCUAUACGCAGGAACGACGGUAAACUUCGAACGAAUGCAUUGGGAAGAGGCUCUGUAAUGUCGUGGAAGGUAGUCUCAUCUACUCUUGCCGCCUACACUAUUGCAAAAGAAGGGCUAUCUUUCAAAAAGCAAUUUUCCCUUAUGCUUAUAGGAUUACGCGCAGGAGCAGCACCAGCCACAGCACACUUUGAUUCCUUGUCAGCACGGAGUAUGGUGAAAACCUUUGCACGCCACAUGAAGUACGAGAUGCUAAAACAAUCUCUCAGCAAAAUCGACCCAUCACAUUCCAUUUUGCGUUGGUUGGUACGAGUAGAAAGUGAGAGGGCGGACGAUAUCGUCGACGCGCUUACUAGCUAUUUGGAGGAUCUUGAAUCAUGGAAGAACAGUCCCGGCUUGAAUGAUACUCCCUAUGCUUUUUUCAUGAAACGAAUGGUAGCACUUUCCUCUGACGGCGCCUCUGUAAUGACAGGAGCUUCCGGUGGAGUUCAUAGAAAGCUGCAAGGUCUUAUCAUUCAAGAGACACAGAGGAGCGGAAGCGGUCGAGUAAACUUCCUCCUCUCCGUAUGUGCAGCACACAAACUAGAUUUGGCGGUGAAGGGGCAGAAAGGAAGCGUUUUCAAAUUCACACAGGUCCUUGUAUCGGAAUUGCACUCUCUGUUCACCUCGGCACGCGGCCGCGCCGCUUAUUCUGCAGCGGCAAAGGAUAUGGGGUUUCCCCUUCUGAAAAUGGACGCCUUGCACGCCGUACGAUGGUCUGCUAGCCUGCAGAACUCUAUUUCGAAGCUGCUCCGCGUUUACCCAGUUUUGAUCCAAGCUUCAGAAAGAUUAGCUAAGGACAGCUCCGCUUCUCCAAUUGCGAAAGAACGAGCUACAGACGCAGAAUUUAUCUUGAACGAUGGUCGAAUAUUCAUUACCCUACAUCACGUCAAUGCGACACUUUCGUAUCUCGCUAGACUGUCCGAAGCUCUGCAGGACGAAGAGGCUCUUAUGGUAGAUUACCUAUCACGCUGGCGACACCUGGAUUCCCUUCUUGAACAUGAAGCAUUGAAAGACGACGUCUAUGAUUACCUCGCCCAUUGUGGGUUCCUCUACAUGUGGGAUCAUGAACGACACAAAUUUGUGGACGCUGAUCUCAACUUCCUCAAGAAUUAUUAUACACCUUAUUCCACACCACAUAGUACUGCGGUAGAUGGACCUUCAGAGAACUUCCUCGCCUACAAUCCUUCCAUGUUCUCAGAUUUCAGCUUGAAGGAAGUGGACAAACUGGAAGAGCUCCACCGAAUGAACACAGCCCACUUGAGAAGGAUACAGUUUUUUAGAAAUGUCAACACAGGCUACUCACCGGGUGAACAAGGCUCUACCGAUCUGCGGCGUUAUUACCUGGACAUCACUGUUUUACCUAAACCAGAAGCUCAAAUCAACCAGUUCUACAACGAUCUUCGGACAAGCUUUCGCCACCAUAUGACUCCCAGCAAGUAUCCCACGGAAGCACACAAAUAUUUUCCAUACGCUUUAGACAGGCAUAUCAUAUUAGACAUCAUCGAAUGCAACGGAGAUUACGAGGCAUUCAAAAAUUGCGAUUUGCCAGGUGUUACAGCAGCAAGCCGGGGUUACCCUGAAUAUGUGGACGAGGAGGGAAAUGUGGAUAAAGGCAAGCGUGAUAGACUCAUUCUGAUGUCCAUCACCGACAUUCAGGAAAACUGCUCCCUGCCUGAAGCCCGUGGCCCAUUCUUUGACUUCUACAACUCAAUUGCAAGAACGGCGCGCACAUCGAACACAUGGCCAACCGAUCUCCGCAGUGACAAAAACAGUAUUCGACUCUACAAAACACUUCUUGACAACGGUGAAGCGUUGAAAAUUCCUCCACCUUUAGUACAUCAGUGGACAAAGCCGCGUCCCGGCUUGAAGCUGAAGCCUCACUUGCCUUCCUCAACUGAGAGGCAGGGUAGUCUCAUGAAGGAAAUAAAGGACUCCUUAUGGCGAGAUGAUAAACACAAGCUCGUGGAUCUUUAUGCCACACAUUCAAUGUCGGUACAAGGAUCAAGUGAAAGUGAAGCCGCCGACGCGCAACAUCAGUCAAAAAAAGACCAAGAAAUGUCAAGAGCAAUGAUUUUUUCUUCGGGCAUACUCCAUGAUCCCGAUGAAGACAAACAAUAA